Messenger RNA from Centrocercus urophasianus (Greater sage-grouse), 2353 nucleotides. It is a transcript of the gene RAD51, whose product is annotated as RAD51 recombinase. Bases 65 to 1084 code for a protein of 339 amino acids. Gene Ontology annotation, cellular component: condensed nuclear chromosome. The transcript is spliced from 10 exons. Gene Ontology annotation, molecular function: DNA strand exchange activity; ATP-dependent DNA damage sensor activity; double-stranded DNA binding. Gene Ontology annotation, biological process: mitotic recombination; chromosome organization involved in meiotic cell cycle; reciprocal meiotic recombination. NCBI's taxonomy places the organism in Eukaryota, Metazoa, Chordata, Aves, Galliformes, Phasianidae. The record is from RefSeq and is a predicted model, not a curated record.
CGUCACGUGACGCGGUGGCGGGCUCCUCCGAAACGGUGGCGGCUGCGAAAGGACGGCUGCAGCCAUGGCUAUGCAGGUGCAGUUCGAGGCAAACGCCGACACAUCUGCAGAGGAGGAGAGCUUUGGCCCAGAGCCCAUAUCUAGGCUAGAGCAAUGUGGGAUAAAUGCAAAUGACGUGAAGAAAUUAGAAGAAGCUGGAUAUCACACUGUUGAGUCUGUUGCACAUGCACCCAAGAAGGAGCUGUUAAAUAUUAAAGGCAUCAGUGAAGCCAAAGCUGAUAAAAUCUUGGCUGAAGCAGCUAAACUGGUUCCAAUGGGUUUUACCACAGCAACGGAAUUCCAUCAGCGGAGGUCUGAAAUCAUCCAGAUCACCACUGGGUCCAAAGAACUUGAUAAACUUCUUCAAGGAGGAAUAGAAACAGGGUCCAUAACAGAAUUAUUUGGGGAGUUUCGUACUGGAAAAACACAGUUGUGCCAUACUUUGGCAGUAACCUGUCAACUUCCCAUUGACCAAGGAGGUGGAGAAGGAAAAGCCAUGUAUAUUGACACUGAAGGCACCUUCCGUCCAGAACGUCUUCUUGCUGUGGCUGAAAGGUAUGGCUUGUCUGGCAGUGAUGUCCUGGAUAAUGUGGCGUAUGCUCGAGGCUUUAACACAGAUCACCAGACCCAGCUCCUCUAUCAGGCAUCUGCUAUGAUGGCUGAAUCACGGUAUGCACUGCUGAUAGUGGACAGUGCAACAGCUCUGUAUCGGACAGAUUACUCUGGAAGAGGUGAGCUGUCAGCGAGACAGAUGCAUCUGGCCAGAUUUCUGCGUAUGCUUCUCCGACUUGCAGAUGAGUUUGGUGUGGCUGUUGUGAUCACUAACCAAGUUGUGGCACAAGUAGAUGGAGCAGCCAUGUUUGCAGCAGAUCCCAAGAAACCUAUUGGAGGAAAUAUCAUAGCCCAUGCGUCCACCACCAGACUUUAUCUGCGAAAAGGCCGAGGUGAAACCAGAAUAUGUAAAAUUUAUGACUCUCCUUGCCUUCCUGAGGCUGAAGCAAUGUUUGCUAUUAAUGCUGAUGGAGUGGGAGAUGCAAAAGAGUGAAGACUUCAUCUCAUUCCCCAUGUAAACUAAGACUGGGUGGCCACAAUCGGCUCCUGUGAUGGAAGCUUUCCCAAUGCACCUGCUGUUCAAAUGCUGUCCGAGGAUUCUGUUGUAUGUCAGCAUACAUGUUCAUCAUGUGAAUCCAAUUUGAGACACGUCUGCAGGUGUUGCUUGGAAGAGACUGGGUUUUAGUCAAGUGUUAGGUUAAUGUGUGGUUUCUUGAGAAUAUUUUCAGAGCACCAUAUGCUUGAAGUUUUCUUCACAGCUGUUGCUCCCAUUGAGUUCUACAGGUGGACAUAGCACCUGUGAUCUGAAAAUUUGUGGCAAUAGUUUGUAAUUUAAUGACUUUGAAGUAAGUCAGGUAAGAAACGUGGUGGCUUGAGAACAUAACAGGUUGCCUUAAUAAUUAGUUACAAAAUAAAGCAGAAUAGCAUUCCACAAAAAGCAUGUGUGAAUAUUGCUGUGUCUGAGAUUAUCAUCGACCCCUAAUCUUUUUGUUAAUUUUGCUUUGAAUUCUGCAAUAUGCUGCUUUUUGGGAACUGCUAAUUUACAUUUCAAUGAUGUUGUUUAUUGUAUGUCAUUAUUUCUCUCUGGAAAUCUGCUUUUUAAUAAAAAGACCAUGAAAAUAUUGAUGACAUUACAGGCGCCUGGACUUUAGCCAGGUGCUAAUUCAAACUUAGGUACUCUUUGCCUGCAGGUAGGGAAAAGAUCUUCAGUGACUCUCAACGUGGGGUGUUUUUUUUUUUUCUACAAAACUUCAUUUCCUUUUCUGAGACGUGCUGUACAGCUGCUUGGUUGCUGACAGUUGCCCUAUAUACUGGUGAAACUGUGACCAACUGUAAGACCCUGUCCUUGCACUCUAUGUGCUGCUGGUGGCCGACACCUGGCAGUGGUUUGUUGUAGGCUGACAUGACUUGAUCACAGUGUUAGUGUUGUACAAUUUAAUCUAACAGAACACAUUAUUCUUUUCAAAGUCUCUGAACAACUGAGGUAACCUCUGAAGUUCCCUCUGUUCAUCCAAUGCUUAGCAUGCAAACUGCUUUCUCUGUAGUCCACAGCACUUCUCUAGGUCAAGCUGAAAGGUUUGUAACUGCCACAAAACCUAACAAAAUGGGAAAAAUUUUUCCUCUUCUCUAAGCUCUUAUACAGCCCUCUAAGCUUUUAUACAGCCCAGGCUUGGAGCUCGGUGGGAUUUGGGUCUUUUCUUUUUAGCACAAGAACCUUUAGGAAUGUCCUCAAGUUAUCUGAUGACAUCCCAUGGCAAGUAUU